Paramecium sonneborni is the source of this 312-nucleotide messenger RNA. Lineage: Eukaryota; Ciliophora; Oligohymenophorea; Peniculida; Parameciidae. The record is from the annotation of a GenBank genome assembly.
AUGAUUAAUCGAAAAUUCAAAAAGUCAAAAGGAAAAUAAAUUCUUAUUACAAGAACGAGAUCAAAUUUAUUAUUAGAUUCAAAAGAAUUAACAUUUAUGAAUAAAUUCAAUCAAAUUCUAUCUUAAUAACCAAAUCUUUAAACUACAUUACAAAAAUUUAAUUUACCUUUCUCUACUUAAGAUAAUUUCUAAGCUAUUUAAGUUGUCUAUUUAUUUAAGAGGUAGAUUUAAAUCUUAUAACACACUUAUUAAUUGUAAUUAAAAAAAAGAAAUUGGAGAAGGUUUUAAAUUAGAAAAAAUAAAAAAUCUUGA